Molecule: messenger RNA, 1473 nt
Organism: Momordica charantia (bitter melon)
Lineage: Eukaryota; Viridiplantae; Streptophyta; Magnoliopsida; Cucurbitales; Cucurbitaceae
Product: alpha/beta-Hydrolases superfamily protein
Source: RefSeq, a predicted model, not a curated record
GUUUUGUUUUCUUUGUGUUUCCGAAAAUUUGAUUUCGUCGCUGGGCCGGAAGAAUUUGUUCCUUCGUCUCCGUUUUCCGAUUCUCUGUGUAAAUUUCUUUCCAUCUCCGCCAUGUCCAGGGCAGAGAUGGACCAGCUCACCUCCGGGGCGAGCAAUCGGAUAAUCCCGAUUCUCAAAACCCUCAGGAACUCUCUCAUUUUCAUCCAUACCUUAUUCCUCUCUCUGCUUCUCCUCCUUUGGCCUCGUCGCCGCCGAUCGCCGGCGCAAUCACCGCCUCGGCGUCUACCGCUCAGUCCUCCGUUNAAGAAGAGGCGGUUGGUGUGGAGGAGAGAGGAGGAAGAUACCCAGAGGCGGAGGGCGUUGGCCGAGGGCAUCCAAAUGGGCGUGGACAUCGGCGAUGGAGAGUCUCGCUGCCGUUGGAGUACGUCGUUGUUCUACGGGGUUAAGAGAAACGCUCUGUUUUGCCGCUCCUGGUUGCCGGAAUCCGGUGAAUUGAAGGGUAUUUUGAUCAUCAUUCAUGGGCUUAACGAACACAGUGGAAGAUAUGCUCAUUUUGCCACCCAGCUAACUUCUUGCAACUUUGGCGUUUAUGCAAUAGAUUGGAUAGGCCAUGGUGGAAGUGAUGGAUUACAUGGAUUUGUUCCCUCUCUUGACCAUGUCGUUGCUGAUACUGGGGCUUUCUUAGAAAAGAUUAAAUCUGAGAACCCUGAAAUUCCAUGCUUCCUUUUUGGCCACUCGACUGGAGGGGCCGUUGUUUUAAAGGCUGCAUCAAAACCUCACAUAGAAGAAAUGGUGGAGGGAAUUAUUCUGACUUCACCGGCUCUGCGUGUUAAGCCUGCACAUCCUCUCGUCAGGGCUCUAGCUCCAAUCUUUUCCAUUGUGGUUCCAACCCUCCAGUUCAAAGGUGCAAACAAGGGAGGCAUCCCAGUUUCAAGGGACCCUGCAGCACUCUUGGCAAAAUACUCUGAUCCAUUAGUCUACACCGGACCGAUCAGAGUCCGAACAGGCCACGAGAUCUUGCGGAUUUCGUCAUACUUGAUGCGAAACUUCAAGUCGAUCAACGUCCCGUUCUUCGUCCUCCACGGGACAGCAGACAAGGUGACCGAUCCCCUGGCAUCCCAGGAUCUGUACAACGAGGCAGCUUCGGAGUUCAAAGAUAUAAAGCUGUAUGAAGGGUUCUUGCACGACUUGCUGUUCGAGCCUGAGAGGGAGGAGAUUGCUCAGGAUAUAAUCAAUUGGUUGGAGAAAAGGUUGAGUUAUGGGCUUGAAAAUGGCAGUAGCCUCUUGUAAAAUGGAGGAGCAUUAUUUUCAAUUGCUUGGAGAAAAAAUAGUUUAUUGUGCUUGUUUUAGUGGUUAAUUCUAAUGGAAAUGUACGAAAUUUGUAUAUCCAUAGAUGAACUUUACUUUUGAUGGUAAUUAGUUCCUUUUUAUAUUUAAAAAAAAAAAAGAAAAAAGAAAAUUUAAGAUCUUUUA